Messenger RNA from Dipodomys spectabilis (banner-tailed kangaroo rat), 600 nucleotides. Its product is annotated as zinc finger protein 248-like. Gene Ontology annotation, biological process: regulation of transcription by RNA polymerase II. The record is from RefSeq and is a predicted model, not a curated record. NCBI's taxonomy places the organism in Eukaryota, Metazoa, Chordata, Mammalia, Rodentia, Heteromyidae. Gene Ontology annotation, molecular function: RNA polymerase II cis-regulatory region sequence-specific DNA binding; DNA-binding transcription factor activity.
AUGUCUUUUACCUCGAAGUCAAACCUUACUCUCCACCAAAGAACACACACAGGAAAGAAACCUUAUGAAUGUAACCUGUGUGGACAGUCUUUCACCUGGAAGUCAAACCUCACUAUCCACCAGAGAACACACACAGCAAAGAAUCUUUAUGAAUGUAACGUGUGUGGAAAGUCUUUUGCCAAGAAGGCAUGCCUUACUAUCCACGAGAGAACACGUAUUAGAGAGAAACCUUAUGAAUGUAACAUUUGUAGAAAAUCUUUCACCUGCAAGUCAUAUCUUACUGACCACCACAGAACACACACAGGAGAGAAACCUUAUGAAUGUAAUAUGUGUGGAAAGUCUUUCACCCAUUCUCACCUUACUAUCCACCGGAGAACACACACAGGAAAGAAACCUUAUGAAUGUAACAUGUGUGGAAAGUCUUUCACCCAGAAGUCAACACUCACUGUCCAUCAGAGAAGACACACAGGAAAGAAACCUUAUGAAUGUAACAUGUGUGGAAAGUCUUUCACCCAGAAGUCACCACUUACUGCCCACCAGAGAAGACACACAGAAUAUAAUCUGAAUUUAAAAGAGGACAUUGUAACUGGCCUCUCAUGA